Gymnodraco acuticeps is the source of this 1347-nucleotide messenger RNA. Its product is annotated as nuclear transcription factor Y subunit beta-like. NCBI's taxonomy places the organism in Eukaryota, Metazoa, Chordata, Actinopteri, Perciformes, Bathydraconidae. Gene Ontology annotation, cellular component: CCAAT-binding factor complex; nucleus. Gene Ontology annotation, molecular function: protein heterodimerization activity; RNA polymerase II cis-regulatory region sequence-specific DNA binding; DNA-binding transcription activator activity, RNA polymerase II-specific. Gene Ontology annotation, biological process: regulation of transcription by RNA polymerase II. The coding region runs from base 269 to 889 and encodes 206 amino acids. The record is from RefSeq and is a predicted model, not a curated record. The transcript is spliced from 7 exons.
CCAAUGAUUGCUAACCGAUUUCUCGUUAGCUUCGAAUGGAAAUGUCCGUCUCUGUCUGAUUUUUUUUAAUUUGUUGUCUGAGUGAAUGAGGGCUGCUCAUCAGGAGGAAGUUUCAACUUUAAAAACAAUUUAACAUUUCGGCCGAGGCCACGUCUUCUUGCUCCAAAAGAAACAAAGAAAAACAGGCCGUCCGUUUCUGCAGGCGUUAGAUUCACAAGGAAAAUGUGUUCAAGGGACACUAUGUAUCUGAAUAUGUUAACUUCAGAAGAUGGACGGGGACAACUCAACCACCGACGCCUCCCAGCUGGGCAUCACUGGAGAGUACAUGGCCUCCGGUCACUACGUCCUCCAGUCCCAGGAGGGUGAGUACGAUGGAGAGGAGAAUAUGAACGACCAUGACGACAGUGGCAUUAAAGAGAACUUCAGGGAGCAGGACAUCUACCUCCCCAUCGCCAACGUGGCUCGCAUCAUGAAGAACGCCGUCCCUCAGACCGGAAAGAUUGCAAAAGACGCAAAGGAGUGUGUGCAGGAGUGUGUGAGCGAGUUCAUCAGCUUCAUCACGUCGGAGGCGAGCGAGCGCUGCCACCAGGAGAAGAGGAAGACCAUCAACGGAGAGGACAUCCUGUUCGCCAUGUCCACGCUGGGCUUCGACAUGUACGUGGAGCCGCUGAAGCUCUACCUGCAGAAGUUCAGAGAGGCCAUGAAGGGGGAGAAGGGGAUUCCUGGAGUUUCUGUGGGAGAGAACCUGGGAGAAGAUCUCACGGACGAAAGCUUCUCAAAUCCCAUGCCAGCGGGGAUUAUCACAGCAGACGGUCAGCAGCAGAACGUCAUGGUGUACACCACUUCAUAUCAACAGAUUCCCACCGUACAACAGAUCCAGUUUUCAUGACGAGGCCUCGACCCGAACGCAGCGGCUCCUGGUGACCUCUGACCCCCCCACAGGGUGAAGGUCAUCAGGCGGACAGGGGGAGGAUGUACAGAGAAAUCACUACCUGUUCAGUAGAAAGUGUAGUUCCUAGUUGUGAGGUACCAGAUGUGUUGGAUUGCAUUCAAACCAGCUGGGAAAUGUGAGGCUUUAUUUUAAAGGCUAGUGUUGUUAUUAUUACAUGAUUUAGUGGUCAAAUGAUUUGUGUGUUAAUGUGUUUGCUUUGUAUGCAUUCAUUUCAUCUAGGGAGGGGGGGGAUAUUGGGAAUUGAAUUGUUGUCUUGGAUGUUUAUUUUCGAACAGCUUCUCGAGAGGGCACGUUGUUACUGUCACAUCAGAUCAUGCAGCUCUUUUGUAAGUUAACACGAUUUACCAUGUGCAUUAAUGUGAUGUCAAUCCUUUGAAUAAAAAUUCAAAAGCCGA